CUCCUCCUCCACCCCCCACCACGCUCAGGCCCCCCUCCCUCCCCGCCACCACCGUCCGCGUUUGGCCGGCCGUGGGGAAGGAAGAAAGGAGCCAAGGAGGCGAGUUCACUCCCUCUGUGUGUCUGUCUCCCUGUCUCCCCGGCCCCCAAACCGCCACUGCUCUUCUGAUCUCUGCGCUUGCACUAUCUCUGCCUCUGGUUCUCCAAGUCUCUUUGUUUCCUCUUCUCUGUGUCUCUGUCUCUCUGCUGGGUGUUCCUCACUCUCCUCUGUCUCUUCUAUGCUCUGCCUUUCACCAUCCUGUCUUUCUGCGACUCCUGGUCUCUGUCUGUCCAUCCCCACUUCUCCGUGUCUCCCAUCUCUGCCUUCUCCUGUCUCUAUUCCCUGCUCUGUCGCUCUGUCUCUGAUCUCUCUCCUCCUGUCUCUCCAUCUCUGGCCUCCCCUCGGUGUCUCUCAUCUUUGUCUGUCUCAUAUCUCUCUCCUGGCUAAAUACCUGACCCUCUCUGCCUCUCCAUCUCUGUCUCUGCUUCUCUUUCUGCCACACCCCACGCACCUCUUUUUACCUCUGCCCCGCUUCCCAUCUCUCCCCUCUCUCCCCACAGGCAUGGAUCCGCAGCCUCCUCCACCCGCCCAGGGCAGCCCACCUCACCGUGGCCGAGGCCGGGGCCGUGGCCGAGGCCGUGGUCGAGGCCGUGGCCGUGGCAGGGGGGGCGCUGGAGCCCCUAGGGCGCCCCUGCCCUGCCCCACCUGCGGCCGCCUCUUCCGUUUCCCCUACUACCUCUCCCGGCACCGGCUGAGCCACUCGGGGCUCCGGCCCCACGCCUGCCCGCUGUGCCCCAAGGCCUUCCGCCGGCCGGCCCACCUUUCCCGCCACCUGCGCGGCCACGGGCCCCAGCCCCCGCUGCGCUGCGCCGCCUGCCCCCGCACCUUCCCAGAACCGGCCCAGCUCAGGCGCCACCUGGCUCAGGAGCACGCGGGCGGCGAGGUCGAGCUGGCCAUCGAGAGGGUGGCCAAGGAGACGGCCGAGCCCAGCUGGGGCCCGCAGGACGAGGGCUCGGAGCCGCCCACCACCGCUGCAGCGGGGGCCACGGAGGAGGAGGCGGUCGCAGCGUGGCCUGAGACGUGGCCUGCGGGGGAGCCUUCCACGCUGGCUGCGCCCACCAGCGCCGCGGAGCCCCGGGAGUCGGAGUCGGAGGAGGCCGAGGCCGGGGCAGCAGAGCUGAGGGCCGAGCUGGCGCUGGCGGCCGGGCGGCAGGAGGAGAAACAGGUCCUGCUCCAGGCAGACUGGACGCUGCUGUGCCUGCGCUGCCGCGAAGCCUUCGCCACCAAGGGCGAGCUUAAGGCGCACCCGUGUCUGCGCCCCGAGGGCGAACAGGAAGGGGAAGGGGGGCCCCCGCCACGCCCCAAGCGACACCAGUGCUCCAUCUGCCUCAAGGCCUUCGCCAGGCCCUGGUCCCUGUCGCGCCACCGGCUGGUCCACUCCACCGACCGCCCUUUCGUGUGCCCAGACUGCGGCCUGGCCUUCCGCCUCGCCUCCUACCUCCGCCAGCACCGCCGCGUCCACGGCCCCCUCAGCCUGCUGGCCCCGCUGCCCGCGGCGGGCAAGAAGGACGACAAGGCCUCGGGUGCACGGAACUCAGCCAAGGGGCCGGAGGGGGGCGAGGGGGCGGAGUGCGGGGGUGCCUCGGAAGGGGGAGAAGGCGGGCAGAACGGAGGCGACGCUGCCCCGGCUCGGCCCCCCGCCGGGGAGCCCCGCUUCUGGUGCCCAGAGUGCGGCAAAGGUUUCAGGCGCCGGGCGCACCUGCGGCAGCACGGGGUGACCCACUCGGGAGCGCGCCCCUUCCAGUGCGUGCGCUGCCAGCGGGAGUUCAAGCGCCUGGCCGACCUGGCGCGCCACGCACAGGUGCACGCGGGGGGCCCAGCCCCGCACCCGUGCCCGCGCUGCCCGCGCCGCUUCUCGCGCGCCUACAGCCUCCUGCGCCACCAGCGCUGCCACCGCGCAGAGCUGGAGAGGGCCGCCGCGCUGCAGGCACUGCAGGCCCAGGCCCCGACGUCGCCGCCACCGCCCCCGCCGCCCCUGAAGGCCGAACAGGAGGAAGAAGGGCUCCCGCUGCCCCUCGCAAACAUUAAGGAAGAGCCGCCCUCUCCGGGGACCCCACCCCAGUCCCCGCCGGCUCCCCCUGUCUUCCUCAGCGCCUCCUGUUUCGACAGCCAAGACCACUCAGCCUUCGAGAUGGAGGAGGAAGAGGCAGGACGACUUGGAAAAAAAGGCGGCGGACAGUUGGCCAGAGGGAUGGAGACUGGUGGGGACGCCCCCGCCUGCCUGUCCCCCGUUUCACACACUGGACACCAUCACCUCUUUGGAACUGCCAGACCCUGGGGGUCCCCAGUGAGCAAAGGUCUGUCCUUGUCCCUUUGUCUGUCUGUGAAUAAAUGUGAGUUCGUGAAAUCCAAGAGAGCGAGGUGUUCUGUGGAGGUGGGGCAGGCCGGGGGCGCUGGGGCGAGUCAGGAUUUGUCCAGCCAACUCUGAACUUGGGUUCAGAGCAGGAAGGACACAGAUACAUCAGAAAAUAUGUGGCCCUCAACCAAGCAAGAAGCCGGUGAAGGCUGGGUUGAGAAGAAACAGGAAUGUGAGAAGAUAGAUCAUCGUCACCGCUGCCCUGUGGAAGCUCCGCGCCUUACUCAGUCAAUCUCUACCACACCCUUACUCUGUGUCAGCGGUGGUGCUAGGCACUGAGGAGGAGUCCAAUACCUUCCUCUGAAAGAGCUGGAAUUCUAGCCCUGCGUUGUCCAACAUAACUUUUUUUUUUCUCAGAAAAGUUUCCAUAACCUUUCUUCCCUCACUCUGUUGCCCAAGCUGCAGUGCCGUGGUGCAGUCAUAGCUCACUGCAGUCUCAAACUCCCAGACCCAAGCAAUCCUCUUGCCUCAGCCUCUCAAGGAGCUAGGACUACAGGUGCAUGCCACCACACCCAGCUGAUUGUUUCAUUUCUUGCAGAGACAGAGUCUUGCUAUAUUGCCCAGUCUGGGAGAACUUUUUGUGAUGAUGGGAUAUUCUACAUCUUCACUGUCCAAUAUGAUAUCCAGCAGACACACGUGGCUAUUUCCGUUUA
This is a messenger RNA of Pan troglodytes (chimpanzee), 3108 nucleotides long. It is a transcript of the gene ZNF579, whose product is annotated as zinc finger protein 579. The transcript has 3 exons. Lineage: Eukaryota; Metazoa; Chordata; Mammalia; Primates; Hominidae. The coding region runs from base 278 to 2527 and encodes 749 amino acids. The record is from RefSeq and is a predicted model, not a curated record.